AUGACGCCUUUGCUGCGAAGUCGCCGUCAGCUCCGAGUGGCAGAGGCCUCAGUGCUUGCAGUGUCCUUGGCGCUGUUGGCAAUCGCCCUUGGAGCUUCAGGUUCGAAUAACAUGAAGGUCACCUUCCUCGCCGGUCAGGCCAAGGCGUUGCAAAGGGCGCAUGGGCAGCUGGAGGCCGCAGCGGCGAUGCUGGGCCCGCCACGAAAGGUGACGCUGAAGGAGUUCCUUUUGGACCCAACCUUCGAGCCUCCCGUGGUGGAAUACGCGGUGGCAGAGAAUGACGGUGUCCACCGCGCAAGAGUGGCUUUCGCAGGAGUGUCCCACACAGGUGCACCCGCCUCCUCCCAGGAGGAGGCAAAGCUGAGCGCUACACUGGUGGCUUUGCGCUCGCUUCGAGCAAAGCAGCGCGUCAACGAGAAGAAGCACGCACACCAGGAGACCAUCUUCCGCGUGCCGCGUGGGCGCAACCUCCGUGCGACUACAAAGGGAGUCGCCGGGGGGAAGCAUGAGUCGAACUUGAAAUGGAUUGAGCACAACAGAAACAGGAAGCUGCGAGAUGGCUGGCGCAAUGGUCCGCGACCUGCUGGAGAUGCUGUGCUUGGCUCGGAAGCAUCAGAGUGA
Messenger RNA from Symbiodinium sp. CCMP2592, 621 nucleotides. The record is from the annotation of a GenBank genome assembly. NCBI's taxonomy places the organism in Eukaryota, Dinophyceae, Suessiales, Symbiodiniaceae.